Messenger RNA from Betta splendens (Siamese fighting fish), 4051 nucleotides. RefSeq names its product ras-related protein Rab-37-like. The transcript is spliced from 10 exons. The record is from RefSeq and is a predicted model, not a curated record. Gene Ontology annotation, cellular component: Golgi apparatus; endosome. Gene Ontology annotation, molecular function: GTP binding; GTPase activity. NCBI's taxonomy places the organism in Eukaryota, Metazoa, Chordata, Actinopteri, Anabantiformes, Osphronemidae. The coding region runs from base 222 to 899 and encodes 225 amino acids.
CAUCUCUAUGUAUAACUCACUGUCGUCGUCAGACCUCUUAAUCUUCCUGAUGAUGCCUCCAUCACCUCCUCCACUACGCAGCAUGAUGUGGGUGAACGAUCACGACUCAGCUGUUAAAUGUUAAGUGAUUUAGGUACAUACACGCAGAUUGUGAUUCACUUCGACAAGGAGGAGCCUGUUGACCAUACGAGAUGUAAACGCGCUCAGAAGAGGACGACAACAUGGAGCGGAUGGAGUCGAUGGAGCCGAUCUCGGCUUAUUACACCACGGCUUACCCGGAGAUCCAGCCCGACAGCGGCUGCAGGUCCGGAGAGGCCACAGCCAGCCAGCCCAGGACUCCCCCAGCCCUGACGUACGACGAAGAACUAGUGCACAAGACGAUCCUGGUUGGAGACAGUGGAGUAGGAAAGACAUCUCUGUUGGUGCAGUUUGAUCAGGGCAAGUUUAUCCCUGGCUCCUUCUCUGCAACAGUGGGUAUUGGUUUCACGAAUAAAGUAGUUACUGUGGACGGCGUUAAUGUGAAGCUGCAGAUAUGGGACACAGCAGGACAGGAAAGGUUCAGGAGUGUGACACAUGCAUAUUACAGAGAUGCACACGCUUUGUUCCUCCUAUAUGACAUCACCAGCAAAUCUUCAUUUGACAACAUUAGGGCAUGGCUAACAGAGAUCCAUGAGUAUGCACAGAGCCAUGUAGUCAUCAUGUUGCUUGGCAACAAGGCCGACAUGAGCAGUGACAGAGCGAUCCAGAGAGAUGAAGGAGAGAGGCUGGCCAGAGAGUAUUCAGUUCCCUUCAUGGAGACAAGCGCCAAGACUGGAGUCAAUGUAGAGCUGGCUUUCACUGCUGUGGCCAAGUAUGAAGCAGUCUAUACAAAAUUUUACUGUAAAAAACAAGUGAAAUAGAGAAGCAGCAGCAAGGGAGCUAAAGCAUCGGGUUGUCCAGCACACCAACGCACCCAAGUUCCAGAUCCAUGAAUACAUUGAGGCACAAAAAGAGAAGUCAGGCUGCUGCAGCUACUUCUAAAGUCACUGCCAUACAUGAGCACACUGCCAGGGACACACCAAGAUGUGCUUAGUGGGAAGUCCCACACCUCCAUUCUGCUCCCAAUCCUUCUAAGCUGACCUAUAUCACUAGAAUUAUUUAAGUUUUAUAUACAUAAAUUUAGCUAUUUGCUGGUUACCUUAUUGUUACAGUAGAUGAGAAGAUCAGCAACAGCCUACACUGUAUGUGUUAUGUGCAGAGGUGAAGUACUAAUUAAGCAUAGGCAAACAUUACUGUCUGUACCAAAGUGCCAAUUACAGUUUUUAUCGUUCACUUUGACUAACCGUCCAAUGAAACUCAAAACAGUUAAUAUACAGUACAGGCCUGAACAGCUUCAAAAAGCUUGCGAACAAGUAUAUGAACACAUCCAAUCUGUCAGUGGAUAGUAAAAUACAAAACACUGAUCGCAGUGUGAAUCAGUGCAUCAUUGAUUGUCAUGGAAGCCUGUUGCUAUUUGUUGACUUUGCAGUCUACGUCAAAUGUACUAUUUAUGCAAAGAAUUCGAUCCAGAUGAAGAAAUUCUUUGAUACAGUAUUUAUUGAAUCUGUUACAUUGAUUUUUUUUUUUCAAACUGGGAGCUGAAAUAUUGUAAAUAUUACAGAUACUAUUUGUAAACCAAAAUACAGUUGAACCUAUUGGAGGAUAAGACACAUCCACUAUUGAUGCUCAGUCUCUGCCUUAGACCUCCUCCAUCCGUGCUGGUAAAGAUCAACACAGACCUGGCACCUUUAAGGCCUGAAGACUGAUUGCAAAUUGAAGAUUUGUGUCAAACAGGUGCUAAUGUGAUUUCUUACUGGUCUUGCUAGUUUCCAAUAGUUAGAAAUAGAUGGUUUCUGUUUGGUCACCAAAGCUAAAACAAUGGAGCUUGUACUGUUUGAAUGACAUCAGUGUUAACUGUUUUGCAAAGGUUUGUGUCGAACCAAUGAGAAUGGGUUUACACACUUGCAAGACUUGUAUAGGUACUGUGCUCUGCUGGAAUAGUGAUGACGUGAGUGAAACCCAAUUUCUUAAAACAGGUCAAAGUGAUCACUAAAAACUGUAAGAAUUAGAUCCCAUGUGUAGGAAACAUGCUGCUUAUUGCAAGGUGUAUUUAUUUAUAUAUUUUAUUAAUAUCACAUUUAGUACUACUGACAUGAGGGAAUGAGAAUGAACUGAGAAAAGAACUGUGAAGAAAGCAGUGAAGAUGAUGCUUUAAAUUAAAAAAAACAUUAGUGCCCAUGGACAAAAUACAGCGUUGUGAGCAUCAUUAAUAAGUUAUACAUCACAUCUUAACUCUUCCUACUACAGCUUUAUUUCUUUGACAUAUUUGCAUGUUCAAACUUUGACACGGUUAUAUUUCCAAAUUAACCAAUAUUUCCAAAUUAACCAAUAAUACACUUUUUUUAAACUGGUAAUUCAGUAUAUGGCAUACGUACAUAUAGAGUCAAUAAAGUUCUUAGGACCCAAUUUGAGUGUUACUUUAAUGAACUUAACGAGACACCAUAAUAGAGAAACAAAAAACACUCCUAUCAAAAAUAAGGCAGGGGACACGGGGAUUAACAGGGUGAGCUAUUCAAUUCAAUUUAAUUCAAUUUAUUUUCAUUUCUAUUUCUUUUAUUUCUAUUUCUAUUUUUCUAGGUUAUCUCAAGGCACUUACAAGGUAAGGUUUAAAACCUCACACAACUAAACCCAACAAAUCCCACAUAAAGCAAGCAUUUAAUUUGACAGCAACAGUGGAGAGGAAAAACUCCCUCUCUAACGAGGAAGAAACCUCCAGCAGAACCAGACUGGAUGUGGGCGGCCAUCUGCCUCGACCGGUUGGGGUGAGAGGAUAGAGAGAGAAAAGCACAGCAACAACAACAAGCAACAACAGAAUGGAUGGCAGGAUGGUUGGACCAGGGACUGGAUACAGGCAGGAUGGUUGGAUCCGCAGCUGCCCAUCACAGACACCAAACUUUAAGUCCUAUGAUAUCUGUAGGUGAGGACAGAGAGGGAGAGAGAGUGUGGGGGGGAGAGAGAGAGAGAGAGAGGGAGAGAAGCACAACUACUGGAGAGAAAGAGACAAGGUUAGUUAAACAUGGGACAAUGAUGGGAGGUUAUUGGACAGAGGAGGUAGAAGGAAACAGAGGAGCUCAGUGUAUACAUUAAUUCCCCCAGCAGUCUAUGUCUAUUGCAGUUUAACUAAGAGAUGGUUCCUGUGACUAACAAUAAUUGCCAGUGACCUGAACCAUCUCUAACUAUAAGCUUUAUCAAAAAGGAAGGUUUUAAGCCUAAUUUUAAAGGUGAAGAGUGUGUCUGCUUCUCGAACCUGAAGAGGGAGCUGGUUCCAGAGGAGAGGAGCUUGGUAGCUAAAAGCUCUGCCUCCCGUUCUACAUUUAAACACUCUAGGAACCACAAGUAGCCCAGCGCUCUGAGAACGAAGUGUUCUGCUGGGAGCAUAAGGAAAUAUGAGGUCUUUAAGAUAAGAAGGAGCUUUAUCAUUGAGCACUUUGUAGGUGAGUAGGAGAAUUUUAAAUUCUAUCCUACAUUUUACAGGCAGCCAGUGCAGAGAAGCUAAUGUAGGAGAAAUGUGAUCUCUCUUUCUAAGUCCUGUCAGAACUCUGGCUGCAGCAUUUUAAAUCAGCUGUAGGCUUUUUAAGGAGCUGUUAGGACAUCCUAUGAGUAAGGAGUUACAGUAGUCCAGCCUAGAGGUAACAAAUGCAUGGAUCAGUUUCUCUGCAUCGCUCUGAGAGAGGAUGCUUCUGAUUUUAACUAUAUUUCUAAGAUGGAAGAUUCUGGAGAUUUGUUUAAUGUAUGAUGUAAAAGAGAGAUCCUGGUCAAAGAUGACACCAAGGUUCCUCACAGUAGAAUCUGAAGCUAAUGUUAUGCCAUCCAGGGAGACUAUCUGACUCAAUAGUGUCUCUCUCAGAUUUUUAGGCCCAACAAUAAGAAUCUCGGUUUUAUCUGAGUUUAGUUGAAGGAAGUUUUGUGACACCAAGGAUUUGAUGUCUUUUAAACAACCCUGAAUAAAUGUGAUCUCUCUUUCUAAAUUCCA